GGGGGGGGCCUUCCUGGGGGAGGGCUGGGUCAGGGAGGCUCGGAGCACUGCCGCCAGGGCCAGGAGCCUAGGGAGCGGGACUGCUCGUGUCCCAUCCUGCUGUGGCUACCGCUUUCACCUCUCCCAGCUAUUCACGCCCUCUCUGGGCCCAGGUGGCCUGCGCGGCCCAAGCGAAGUGGCCAUGAAGAGUAUGAUGUUCCAGUCCCGGCUUUUUGGGUGGGGUGCUGCCCUGGAGGGGUCCCGGCCAGGCAGGCACCGCCGACUCCCAUGGGCAUGCCGACCCUACAGCCGCCGCCGCCCAGCCAGCCGGGGCCCCCCAACGGGGCCUUCCACCAACCUGGCUCAGGGGGCCGGCACCGAAAGAAGGAUCAUGGCCAAGGCCAAGGUGGCCGCAGCACCAAGAAGACCACAGGCCACGGGCAAAAAAGGCCUAGAGGCAGGCACAGGCACGGGUUCACGGACCUGGGCACCUCACAGCAGGCCACGCCAUCCCUGCCAGCCUCCUGCCUCCUGACCCAGGAGGCCAUCACCCGCAGCAAUGUCAAGAUGAAACACGUCCCUGCCCUGACUGACCCUGGCCUAGCCAUGCUCCACCUGGCAGGUCGGUGACCCCUUUCCUCCACACUCACCCUUAUGGCAGGAGUAAGAAGGCCACGCACUUGGGGUUCUCCUCUAGUGGGUCCUCGGCCACUGUGGCUGCAGCAUCGCUGUGCCUGGAAAUGGCCCACCUACCUGUGCGUCCUGGUUAGCAGUGAGAAGAUGCCCUGAUGCCCAAGAGCCGGCUCCUCCGGUCCAUGUUGGGGAGGUACCGAGUGGCAGAGGGGAGGGGGACAAGGGAGCGCAGAGUCCAGCUGCCCUGUGUCUGCACAGAGCAUGAAAUGGCCAAGAUCCCAUCCCGCACGUUCCCCGGGCUGCCAAAUCUGCGGCGGCUGGACCUGAGUCAGAACAAGCUGGAUGCCCGAGGCCUGCACCCCUGUGCCUUCAAGGUGUGCAGCACCCUUCUGCUUGUGCUCCCGGGAGGAGGGCCGGCAGGUCUGAGAUGGCUCCAGGCGGCCACCGUGCCUCUCCCCACCCUGCCUGGGGUGAUCAGGCCCGGAGGAGGUGCUGUGCAGACCACCCAGCAUGGUGGGCUUCAGUGAUUUGGGACAACACGGUCCACAGCUGGGUGUGGAGAGCAGCGUGGAUCCUUGGACCCCCACAAGGGAUCCUUGCGUCCCCACAAGAAGUUCUGGGAGAAACCGAGCAGCGAUUCUCAAAACCCGCAGACAGACCUGCUCCAAGCCGCAGUGCAACCAGAUAGGUGUCCCUCGGGCAGAAUCAGCCCAAAGCCAUGCCCAGAAGGCCUAGCCUGCCUAGUGGCACCGCGGUCCCCAGCCCCCUCUUCCCCCUGCCCCCCAGAAUCUGACACGGCUGAAGCUGGAUGGGAACUCGCUGUGCACAGUGCCAGCCCUGCAGCAGCUUUCAG
Molecule: messenger RNA, 1465 nt
Organism: Felis catus (domestic cat)
Lineage: Eukaryota; Metazoa; Chordata; Mammalia; Carnivora; Felidae
Exons: 2
Coding region: 268-609 (113 amino acids)
Source: RefSeq, a predicted model, not a curated record